Caenorhabditis remanei is the source of this 1191-nucleotide messenger RNA. RefSeq lists its product as uncharacterized. The record is from RefSeq and is a predicted model, not a curated record. The transcript has 4 exons. Gene Ontology annotation, molecular function: protein binding. Gene Ontology annotation, biological process: embryo development. Bases 1 to 1191 code for a protein of 396 amino acids. NCBI's taxonomy places the organism in Eukaryota, Metazoa, Nematoda, Chromadorea, Rhabditida, Rhabditidae.
AUGUCAACUUCUCCAAAUUUCCCCUUAUUAUAUCUCCCAAUUAUUGUCUUGAAUCAAGUUCUGAAAUUGAUGACUCCAUUCGAGUUAAUAGCUGUGUCACUGUGCAGUAAAACCAGUAAACGAUUGUGCAAAUCGAUACGAAGUGAGAUUCAAUGUGAAAAUGCGAAAGAUAUGUUUAUAAUGAGAUACUCGACUAGCACAACAGUAUGGCUGAGAUUCAAAUAUUUCCCAAAAAUCGAAUGGAUGUUCGAUGUGAGAAAAAUUCCGAAGGAGUUUAAAUUGAGGAAACCCAAGAAAAACUUUUUGCACAAAAUAUUGUCUCUCUUCCGGAAAAAAGAAAGGAAAAAUGAAGUCACUCCCACGAACAUAAUGAAUAUGUUUGCUACCGACUGGACUUCAAGCACAGAGAUAUUGCCCAAAGAAAACGUCACUAUCGAAUCUCUCAACAUGUACUGCUCAGAAGAGCCAUUGGCAUCCACUAUCAAUCCAGGGAUUCUAUACCUCUCUGAUAUCUUCAAUAUAUCUAUGGAUCAUGUUGAACUUCAUUUUCAAGAUUUCAACAGAGAGCAAAACGAGCGACUUAUUGAUUUCUACAAGCAACAAAACCUGAGAACACUCACUUUGGUUGGGAAACGAUUCAAUACAGCUGAAGAUGAUAAAGUGUUGGAUUAUAUUCUUUGUCGGCAGAAUCCCAAACUUAGAUUAAAGCUUGCGUUGGAGCCAACUUCCGAGUUCCGAUUUAAAAAUGAGUACUUCCGAAACCAUACGGAAGUAUUGGAGAUCAAUAACUCACAAUGGAUUGGGAUGGAUGAUGUUCUUCAACUGGAAUCAUUGCACAUCGAUUUGUAUAAAUCAAAAAUCGAAAGUUUAGCCAUGAAAAGUUUGAUUCAAAAAUGGGUCGACGGAUGGAUACCAAAGUGGCGGACUCUAAUGAUUGAGCACCCUGAAAAUGUGAAUAUCGAUUUAUAUGUAGAGGAAAUAGUUAGUGGUGAGAACAGCAACGCCGACGUGAAAAGCUUAAGAAAAGAAGCUGCGACCGUAAACUAUGUUCAACAUGUGCUGCUUCGAAAGGACGGACAUGCUGCAGUGGUGGCUGUAAAAGAUGAUAAAAUCGGAUGGUUUCAUGUUGUGGAGAAGGUUUUUCAGAAGGAUUUUUUAAUCGAUAAAAUCAGUGAGGAUGACAUUGGAUGA